This is a messenger RNA of Chaetomium strumarium, 1548 nucleotides long. RefSeq lists its product as uncharacterized. The record is from RefSeq and is a predicted model, not a curated record. The transcript is spliced from 2 exons. Gene Ontology annotation, biological process: box C/D snoRNP assembly. Lineage: Eukaryota; Fungi; Ascomycota; Sordariomycetes; Sordariales; Chaetomiaceae. The coding region runs from base 1 to 1548 and encodes 515 amino acids.
AUGACGCCCCAAAUCCGGAUCGUGGUGAAGAAUAGCGGGCUGCUCGCGAAGAAAAGGCAUGCCGGCGUUGACAAGCCCGUCAAGCCCAUCAAGCCCGUGCAGCAUGUGCAGCCCGUCCAACCGCCUCGGUCAAAACGGGGCGACUUGGCGCUUCUUUGCCAGGGUUUUGACAUCGCCCUGGAAUACUUCAACAGCGACAGCGCCGUGACCUCAGCGCUGACAGCCAAGGCCAGGAAGUGGGCAGACAGGUACUUCAAAGGGUACCCCUACGCCGCGAAGCGGCCGACUGCCCUCCUGCGGACCUUCCCGAACCUCUUCAAUUUGGAGGUCGAAGCACAUCUCCGACUGGUUCCGACGGUUAUGGCGUCGCCGUCGUCUGCAGAACCUGAGGGUGCCAGCCCUCGAGAUCUCCGCCGCAUUGAGCGACGAGCGAGGAACAGCGAGCCCUUCCCAGAGUUCGCCGAGCCCACACUUGCCUCCGAAGCGGAGCUGGAUCAGGUCGUCGAUCUGACUCGGCAGCGCGCUAAACCGACGAUGCGGGUUGACCCCGCCAUGCUCCGCGGCUCGGGCUUGCUGAGCACCCUGCCGGAGUUCCUCGGCCAGCUAGCGCGGGCCAACCUCGAGAUGGAGACGAAGUUGGCCAACAACCCAGAGGCCGUACGCUUCGAGCUCGACGAAGACCAAGCCGCCGCCCAGCCUCAUGUCGAGAUGAACUUGUUUUCGGGCCUAAUCGAGACCCAGCGACGUCGGCACCAGCGGCGAAUCAUCCUCCCCGGCGGCGAGCCUUUCAAACUCCCGGGAGACGAGGAGGAGGACAGCAGCGAGCACGAGGCCAGCACUAUCGACAGGCAAAGGUCAAGCAGCAACAGCAGUGAUGCCGAUGAUAGUGGCGACGAAAGCGACGCCUCAACAUCAACAACCGCCAGCCUCCGAGCCAACCUCAAAAAGCGCAAGUCAGCCGCGAUCGAGGAUGCCGACUCUGGCGAGGAGACGGAACGGCCCAGCAAGAUCCGCCUCCAGUACAACUACCCGCCUCCUGAGCUCCGCCACUACGACAUGAAGCGGCGGAAGCUAAUAACCCGUGCUAACCCGGACGCCGUCCAGAACGACCCCUUCGAGACCGCCCAAUCAGACUCGGCGUUGGCCGCAGCCAAUUCGCCGGACAGCUGCAGCAGCGAGGACCCGUCAUCCACCACCGUUGACGACAAGGCCAAACCCACAACCAACGACAGCAGCAGCUCUUCCUCGUCCAACAACGCCGGUCCGAUUCCAAUCACCAAGAUCCGUCUCCGCAGCCGCAGUCCAAAUGGAUCACGGUCCGCAUCCCCGGAUAGGAUCAUCGUCCUACGGCAUCCCGUGCUGCCCUCCUCUUCCUCUACUUCUGUUAGGGGGGCAUCCUCCUCGGACGAGUCGCUCGGCUCACAGGGGUCAUCAUCAACUAGUACCCGCCGACCAAGGAUCAAGGUGCUCCAGAAGGGACGGAAGAUGCAGCGGGACGCGUCUCCCUCCCGGGCUGCGGAGAAGAGGCUUAUUGAGGAGGCUGAAUGA